AGAUUGCAUUGAAUGAGCUUGUUUGGCGUUUCUCUUGAAGCUUUGAGGCCAUCCCCACACAUUCCGUCUAACGCACCUGAGGCAUCCUGUAACCUCAGCUGUAGCAGCAGAAUCUCAGAUGCGAAUCAGAGAACAAAAGGGCCUGUCGUGGCAGGUGAGGUUCAGGUGGAUGCAUACAGCUGUUUCCCCUGCUGACAACCUGCAGCGGUUGGAGGACAAGGGGGACUCAGAGUUGGCCAAUGGACCAGAGUCUGACAACACCUGAGCUCUGAACAGAUCUGCUGCCUCCAGUCGUGGGUGAACAAAGGAGGUGAGACGAGGUUGUUCCUUCCCACAAUCUUACACCCCUGGGCCUACUGAUCCGGACCACUGCCCCUGCACUCGCUCUGCCUCUCCCUUCUCCCCACUCUCCCUCUCUCUCACUCCUCUUGUUUCUCUCUCUGUCUCUGUCGCUCCACCCUGGGGCGGGCAGACUCUGGGGCAGUAGGAGCAGGGCAGCAGUAGGGGCUGAUUGAUGCUCUGUGGGGAUGAGACCUGGCUGUUGAAGGCCAGUGGAGACGGCCCCCAUUCUCCGCUCGCCUGGCUUCAUGUGCGUGCCUGCAGGCUGCCCUACGCGCAGCAGCAGAGCCACCCCCCGCGUCAGCCACCACGGCGGCCACCCCAAGCCACCCAGACAUGCCCACCGAGACCCUGACGCCGCUGGCAGAUAGCAAGCCCCCCGGCCAUGGGGCGGCCUUUGCCUCCACCGUCCCACUGCGCAUACUCAACAAAGGGCCCGACUACUUCCGGCGCCAGGUGGAGCCCAACCCUAAGCGGCUGAGUGCUGUGGAGCGGCUGGAGGCGGACAAGUCGAAGUACGUCAAGAGCCAGGAGGUCAUCAACGCCAAGCAAGAGCCUGUUAAGCCCCCGCUGCUGGCCAAGCCGCCUGUCUGCCCUGCCGUGGCUAAGAGAGGGGCGAAUGGGGGCGGUGGGGGGGACCUCAAGGCAUCCAACAACAACUCCAAGUCAGACACGUGCACCACCACCAGCAAACGGGAGAACCUCAAUCUGGAGAUCCUUAAGAACCUCUUGAACAGCUCCGGCUCGACCUCUGAGGGCCACGCUAAGAGCGCUACUCUAAAGCCCGGGGCCAGGAGCUGGGCCCCCCACCGCUCUAUCCCCACCACUACGGACUGCUCUGAGCCCACCAGCCUCCAUUCCUUCUCCGAGUCCCUCAAGGUGCCUCCCCCUGUACCCGGCCGACGGAGCCCACAGGGGGGCAACGGCCAGGGGAGCAACCUGAACCUCAGCCGCCGCCUGCUGGAGGAGCGGGGCGAGGGCAACCGCUCACCCCUCCACGCCUCCCACAGCUCCUCCGACAUUCGCAGGCUAUGCAACGGUAAGCCUCUAAGGGUGGCCCGAAGUAGUAGCAGCUCCGCACCUCCCGUACCCCCUAAGCCCAGCCCCAAAGUCCUUGCCCCCCUCUGUGACAACGUCCCCCAGGCCCCUGAGAGCGAGGCCACCCCCACGCCGCCCUCCUCUGCCGCCCCAGCUGAGCAGUUGGAGCUAGAGCUGGGGAGCUCUGUGGCCCGCCGGCCGUCCCUGCAUCGCUCUAAGUCGGACCUGAGCGACCGUUACGCACGAGCCGGUGCCGACGUGGAGCGCUUCUUUAACUACUGUGGGCUGGACCCCGAAGAGCUGGAGAGUGUGGGCGUAGAGAGCUUCGCCCGUGCCAACUCCGACAUCAUCUCCCUCAACUUCCGCAGCGCCAGCAUGAUCAGCUCGGACUGCGACCAAUCACGGCACAGCAACGAGGACAUGACGGACGAGGAGGAAGAUGCGAGCGAACGCGUGCCUUACGGGAUCUCGGCCGUAGAACGCAACGCCCGCGUCAUCAAAUGGCUGUACAGCAUCAAACAGGCACGCGAGUCGCAGAAAGUAUCUCAUGUCUAAAAGAGAGGGAAGAAACAAAAAAAUAUAUAUUACCGAUGCAAUGAAGAUCUUUGGACACUUGCGCACUGAAUCUCUCUGAAUGUCAAAGUAUUGAUCAGGCAAGGCGCCCGUGGAUGGCUCUUGCGGUCGCUUUCGCGUUCAGUGUUUGUUGUCCUCUGAAUCUGCAUGACUCCUUCCACCCAAACCCGCCAGUGCGGCCUCCAGCUAAAGCAGCAGGUUUAGGAAAAAAUUGCCUUUUUCAAGAUGGCUGCCGUUCAGUGCCGUCUUUUCGAGCAGCGCAGCUCUCUCUCUCAUUGUUUUGCUUUCCCUGUUUAGACCAGCAUUAUGAUGCCAGCUCUUUUUAGGUGUGUCUUCUUAAUGUCCUUUCGUUCUGAACAACACUAAGCCUGGAAGCCAUACGGGUGUGAAUGCAGCGCUUCAGUGUGUAACCAGUCUUUAGUCUGAUAAUUCUCUCUGAUGCAUCUGAGCUUUGUGUGUGAAAAAAAAACUCCCCUGAAAAAAGGACUGUGGAAGCAUGGUACAGUCCAAACCUGCCUCACCCCUUUGGUACCUGGAGAGUUUGUUUGGUACAUUCCAGACCCAGACCCUGCCCCCUUCCUGGGGAAACCCCAGCUUAACCCCUCUCUCAGCAUUACUAUGGCGAUAACGUUCAGGCAGCAUCAUGAAACCAUUCAGCAUUACGUGGUUUUUGCUUCUGUUUAGUUUGUUGUCCAUAAUGUUCUUAUUGACAGUUGGAUUUUGUGAUACUGGCUUUUCUUUAAGAUGUGUGUAAAUGCUGUAAGAAAAUGUAUAUACAUAUUUUUUUUUUUUUAUUGAUUUUUGUCAGAGGACGCCUGUCAAGGUAACUUACUACAUUGUUCAGUCUUCUCUCUGGGCUUGACUGUGAGACCGCGUCAAGCCCUGUUCAUGAUCAAAUGUGUAUGACGUUGUUAUGAUGACAUACAUGGUUCAGUGUAUGGGAGUUGGAACUGUUACAGUACUUAAAAAUUAAGGCAAUUAAUUGUUUUCAAUGUUAGUUAUUUUGCAUUAUUUCAAUAAAUGGCUUGUUUUGCCAUCUGCCAUCUACGUCGAAAAAAUGUGAGUAUUAUUUCAUUAAAAUUAUAUUUGAUGAGGAAA
Molecule: messenger RNA, 3048 nt
Organism: Salmo salar (Atlantic salmon)
Lineage: Eukaryota; Metazoa; Chordata; Actinopteri; Salmoniformes; Salmonidae
Source: RefSeq, a predicted model, not a curated record